Molecule: messenger RNA, 1606 nt
Organism: Hibiscus syriacus
Lineage: Eukaryota; Viridiplantae; Streptophyta; Magnoliopsida; Malvales; Malvaceae
Product: BTB/POZ domain-containing protein At3g22104-like
Exons: 2
Coding region: 62-1594 (510 amino acids)
Source: RefSeq, a predicted model, not a curated record
CUUUGCCUUUUGGUGUAAAGCGAACUGAAAUAUCAUACAAUGUUUCUUCUUUUCAUUAACCAUGCAGAGGACUCUUGCAUCCUUCUCUGGUGAUUCAGCAAAUUUGUUAGGUGAUUUGAUGGAUGACACAAAGAACCUGAAAGUGGUACUUCAUGACUUUCAAGAGGGAGAUAAGGUUUUUGAGCUAGUGGCAAGGUUUUGGUUUAACAAGGGAAGAACUGAGAUAACUCCCACCGAUGUAGUCCUACUAAAUUUAGCUGUGCAAUAUAUAGAGAUGGAGAGUGAUGAUGGCCCCAGGGCUUGCUUGUUAAACCAAACAAGAAAGUCUCUGGAUGGUGUUGGUCUCUGGACCUGGUAUGAGCUACUUGUAGCUUUGAAAGAGUGCCAAGAUUUACUUUCUGCUUCGAAUUCUUCGUCGAUACUUGAUAAGGUCCUCAGUUGUGUUGUAGAAAGGCUUGGCUCUCUGGUUGUUGCAAGCCCUUAUGCAUCGUCUUCAGAGAAUUCCAGUUUGAGGAUCAGAAACAGUUUGCCUCAAAUAUCUUGGUGGUUUGAGGAUCUUCUGUUUUUGAACAUUGAUUUGAUUGAUAAGUUAAUAAGAACGAUGAUAAGCCGGAAUAUCGAUCAUGAUACGGUUAGUAAGUUCCUCUUAUGUUAUCGAAGGUCGAGAUUUCUUAGUGCCAGCCUAACUGAAAAGUGCAAAAUCAUAGAGGUUACAAUCAACCUGCUCUCUUUGCUUAAUAAGAGCUCCCUUCCUUUCAAGCUCUUAUUCGGUAUAUUUCGAGUCGCUUCAAGCUUGAAAAUUAGCAGACAUUGCAAGUCCAUUUUGGAAAAUCUUAUUGGCUUGCAACUGGAUCAAGCAACUAUAGAUUUUCUGCUACUCCCAUCCCCACACAGGAGAGAUUAUGUGUAUGAUGUGAAUCUGGUUCUGAGGCUGGUGAAAACAUUUUGCAAAGAAGGAAGUUGUUUCAUGUCCGCCAUGCGAUUAAAAAAAGUUGCUAGCUUGGUCGACUCGUUCCUUGUGGAAGUGGCUGCAGAUUCCCACCUGAACCCUUCCAAGUUUGCAGCAUUAGUCAUGGUGCUCCCAGAUGGUGCAAGAGAAUCCCAUGAUAGGCUUUUUCAAGCCAUAGACAUUUAUCUAGAGGUUCAUGAUGGACUAUGUGAGGCAAAGAAAAUGAGAAUCUGCUCUGCACUUAAUUAUGCAAAGCUCUCAACAGAUGCACUGAGACACUUAGCUCGGAACUCGAAAUUCCCUUCAAGAAUAGCAAUACAAGUUUACAUUAAUCAACAGUCCAAGCUUGAAAGCUUGUUCGAUGGGCAAAACCACCUCGACAGUGACACCUUUACCGGUCCAAUCUUUGGGAAGGAAAGUGUGGACGAGAAGGCGAGUUCCGAUCAAAUCCUUUUGUAUGCAAAAAGAAUCAACCUUGACAGUAAAGCUGAUCAACUCGAUGUUAAGCUGCAAGGAAUGCAACGCAGGGUAACAGAACUGGAGAAAUACCGUGGGAUAAUGCAGACUCAGAUAGGAAAUGUUCCAAGAACAAGAUUAUCCAGUCUUGGGAAUAAAGCUAGAUUCUUACCAAAACUGUGUUCUUGAAAGAUGGUUAAU